This is a messenger RNA of Manduca sexta (tobacco hornworm), 1470 nucleotides long. It is a transcript of the gene DNApol-gamma35, whose product is annotated as DNA polymerase subunit gamma-2, mitochondrial. NCBI's taxonomy places the organism in Eukaryota, Metazoa, Arthropoda, Insecta, Lepidoptera, Sphingidae. The record is from RefSeq and is a predicted model, not a curated record. The transcript is spliced from 7 exons. The coding region runs from base 494 to 1456 and encodes 320 amino acids.
UUCCCUCUUGUUUUGAAAUCUUUGUUAUUAUAUAAAAUUUCAAUUAUGAAAUACAGAUUCCUGCUUACCACAUUUAAUAAAACCAGAAAUUUAUCUAUUAAAAGCUUCUCCACAAAAGUACCACUACAACCUGUGGUGACUUUAGAAAAAGAAAAAGAAACUAAAGUAAAAAUAGAUAGAAAUACUUUAGCUCUUUUAGAAAGACUUUCUUUGGUGAAAUACGACACACCCGAGGGUGUGAAAGUGUUGGAAGAUUCUAUAGCAUUCGCCGACCGGAUUCUACACAUAAAUACUGAUGGUGUGGAACCUUUGUACUCUGUAUUAGAAGACGAAAAUCUAAGUCUCAGAUCAGACAAGAUCACACAAGGAAACUGUCAGAAAGACAUAUUAAAGAACGCAUCUGUGACGGAAGAUGAUUAUUUUGUUGCACCUCUAGGAAAUAUACCCUUAUUUGAAUUAGAAAUUGAGGAAGAUAAUUCAAAAGCAAAACAAAAUGAAAACUAAUCUCCGUACCAUAUUAAACAUUAAAAACUAUUUUGUCAUACUGAAAUCAGCAGAAAAUUGCAUAAACUUCACAUUAGGUGAACCAAGUAGAAUAUUAUUAAGCAAUAUCUAUACAAACUGGUUGAAAUUCUUAUAUACAAAAACUCAUAAGCAUAUACCUGUAUAUAUAAAUAAGUUAUAUAAAAAUGUUAAUAACAAAGUGAUACCAUAUGGUUAUAUAGAUGGUAGUAUACCUAGAUAUGACAAGGAAAGGGAAUGGGUGCACAAACUCAGUGACUUCGGGCCAGAGAACAGAUCACAACUGCAGGUGACAGUUGUGAUACCUCGGGACGAUGUGAUGCAACACUUUAUGCAGUGGCAGAGAUACCGAAAAUAUUGGUGGAGUUCAAUAAGCACAACACCAAGCCUGUUCAGUUUGAACGACAUGAAGCAUGAGGACAACUUAGAGUCCAAUGUGAACGUCAUGGCCAACUUCCCGAGUGGACCGCGACCCGUCGAAACUAUUACAGUCAAGGGUGAAGAGAGUACAAGCAGUUUAACAUGUUCGAUGUCGUUGGAAAGCGCUCUAUUCGUGUUGCUGCUCGAUGGAAUGAACAAUCGCUCCAAGGAGGGGUAUCUGAGACUGCACAGGAAAAUGGCGCCCUACAAAAUAUCCUUUGCAAUUGAUCCAAAAGAUGAAGAACACAAGAAGACCUUAUUAGAGUUGGUUUCUUUGCUAUACCACAAACUGGAAACUAAAAGUAUUCCGGCGUGGCAGCCCGAUUUCUCCCUUCCUCUGGCGGACCAGAUCAAAGAGAGCUUACAGAUGGGCGUCACAUACACGGCAGUGUUAAACGGCACCACUCUCAAUGACGGAAUAUUUCAUUUACUGAACAGCAGUACUAUGUUAAAGGAACAAGUCCACGUCGCAGAUUUCCAUUCGUACGCCGCCCUGCUAUUUGGAGAUAAAUAAACGAAUCCACCAAA